Cydia fagiglandana is the source of this 2877-nucleotide messenger RNA. RefSeq lists its product as uncharacterized. Bases 67 to 2643 code for a protein of 858 amino acids. Gene Ontology annotation, molecular function: nucleic acid binding. The transcript is spliced from 2 exons. The record is from RefSeq and is a predicted model, not a curated record. Lineage: Eukaryota; Metazoa; Arthropoda; Insecta; Lepidoptera; Tortricidae.
GCCCAGGAAGAAUACCUCGAAAUCCAGAACAUCGUGAAUCCAGAGUGUCUAGGUGCGAUAUCCGACAUGGGAAUCUCCUGGCACUUCAAUGCACCGGCAUGGCCAACAGCCGGAGGCUUGUGGGAAAGCUGCGUCAAAGCGUUCAAAUACCAUCUAAAACGGGUCAUCGGAGAUCAAAAACUUACUUAUGAAGAAUUCAGCAGUUUAUUAGCACAGAUCGAAGGCUGUAUGAACUCGAGACCACUGUGCGCUAUAUCAGAAGAUCCUGAUGACAUCAACUAUUUGACUCCUUCUCACUUUCUAAGCAGCGGACCAACUCUAACAUUGAUAGAGACAGAAAGAGACUUGCGUACAAGAUGGCAACUCACUCAGAAAAUAUUUCAAGACUUAUGGAAAAGAUGGCGUUCUGAGUACCUAGCACUAUUAAACUCUAGAAGUAAAUGGAAAAAGCCUCUAGCCAACAUCAGCCUUAAUGACGUCGUGCUCAUUCAUGAUGAUAACCUGCCGCCGGGAAAAUGGGCAAUGGGCAGAGUUAUAGAUCUACAUCCGGGACAAGACGGAUACGUAAGGGUUGUGACCCUUAAAACGAAAAACGGCACAUUAAAGCGUCCAGUCCUCAAGCUCUCUAUUUUAUUGGAACACCCCGAAGAAGAACUACCUAAGAUGCAUCAAGAACUCGAUAAGCAAAACUCAACAAGGAGUCCUCAAAAACCAAAGGCAAACAAGGCCAGGUUUUCACUGUCAUCAAUGUUCGCAGCACUGUUAUUAUUUUUAUCAUGCCUCUCAACCGGUCAGUGCGAUGUCAACAUAAUACCAUUCCGCGAAACACAAGGGCUAUACUUCGAUAAAUUAGCAGACAUGAUGCUAAUUCGAGAUGAAUGGAAGCUAGUCGUAGUCGUGUAUUAUAACAUGGAGCCUUAUUGGGACGCAACGAACGCACUACAAAAAUACACCCGAUUCUUAAAAGAUACCUGCGAAACUAUCAAGACACAAGUCCAUUGUGACAUAAUAUCGUUACAACUACGUCAUGGAUUCUCCGAACUCGAGUACUAUAAUCAGAUAUUACUCAGUCAGCAUUCGAGCACGCGACAAACCUCACUACGAGUACUACGAACCCGACGCGGCCUUGUCGACGGUGUCGGUUACGUCGCUAAUAGUCUAUUCGGCGUAUUGGACGAAAGGUUCGCCGAACAAUACAAAAAAGAUAUUACACUUAUACGAGACAACGCAAAACAUAUGGCCUCCCUUUGGAAAAAUCAAACAUCCAUAGUUGAAGCGGAAUAUAAUUUAUUGAAACGUACCGAAAACACUAUGAAUCAGCAACAUAAAAUGAUACAUCAACAUAUGAACUAUUUGGAUGAAGCUUUCAAGAAGUUGCAACAAAAAGUAGAAACUAACAACAUUAUAAACGACUUCAACUUAGGAGCCACUAUAGCAAGUAAUAUGCUCCACAACCUAAAAGGAAUGCAAGACAUGUUAUUAGACACCAUCACCGAUAUUUAUCAAGGACGUUUUAACUUACACAUGCUGACUCCAGAACAACUUAUUAAUGAGUUAAGCACCAUAGCAAGCACCCUACCAAGAGAUGUUUCCCUGCCAAUCGACAACUUACACACCGAUCUCCGCAAAAUAUACAACUUACUGAAAGUAAAGACAAGGAUGAUGGAAGACGUCCUUAUUUUCGAAAUAAGGCUGCCUCUCGUCAGCAGAGAUGUUUAUGAACUUCUAAAGGUCAUUCCGAUACCCAAAAAAGCUGGAAACAGGACAACCGCUGUAAUACCUGUAUCAGAUUAUGUCUCCAUAAACAUGAAAAAAGAUAUGUAUAUUCCUAUCUCAGAAAAUGAUAUUAGAGCAUGUACAAUAUCAUCAGACUCUUAUUUUUGCUACAUCAAGAAACCAGUCUAUCAACUGAAAGGCGACAACAGUUUUUGUGAAUCAGACAAAUCGGGAUGUAAGAUUGUCACAACAACAUGCGUAAAUGACUGGAUAGAGAGCAAUGCACUAAAUACCUAUAUCUACUUUUGUUGUGAGCAGUGUCAAGUUCGAACACUGUGCGCGGAUCAAGUAACCGCGCACCAGCUGACGAAUGCCGGGCUUAUAAAUGUAGGUCAUGGCUGCAUUAUUAAGACCGAUAAUUUCUCGGUAUUCCCGCAUAAACCUCACUGGUCCGAAAUCAAAAUGAAACCAGAUUUAUACAACCCAGUUAUGGCACCGAUAAAUCACGUCAUCAACAUCACCAUACCUCACCUACAGCGCAAGAACGAAUCUGAAGAUCUACAAAGAGAAGCUAACAAUCUCGGAGAAAAGAUCAAGCAGUUGAAGAACACCGAAGUUAACUCCGAGAGCAUAUCAUAUCACGAUAUUCAUCACUACGCUAUGAUAUACGUGAUCCUCGGAUUAAUCGGAACUACGGCAUUGAUUAUCAUAAUACGACGAGUUCAAUGGAGAGUGCCGUCAACGCCGUCCCGAGCCAGCGUCGAGGAGCCACCCGCCGCCACGCCGACCCCGCCCCGGGCGUCUCCGCGCUCCGCCGUAGUCAGCGAGACUCGCCAACACAGCGACGAAGAUCACAGCGAGACGACAAAUCUUUCGCGCGUAGAUAAAGCGACAUCCCCUUCGUUUAAAGUAGUUACUUUUAAUUAGAUUUAAUGUAUGAUCAAGUUUUCACACAGCAUCUUUCUCUCAUCUCAACCGCCCCCCGGAAUAUGUACAAGUAAAUUGCACAUGCAUCAUAUUGUUCAUUUGCCCCAUCAGCAUUUAGUUUUAUAUAAAAGUUUCGUAAUUAGUCAAUAAGUACCUAUUCAUUCAAAACAUAUUCACGUUCGCUAUUCUAUAAGUGUGCACACCUAUCAAGUUAUAAUAAAUCAAGUUUAUCUC